This is a messenger RNA of Botrytis sinoallii, 1494 nucleotides long. RefSeq lists its product as uncharacterized. NCBI's taxonomy places the organism in Eukaryota, Fungi, Ascomycota, Leotiomycetes, Helotiales, Sclerotiniaceae. Bases 1 to 1494 code for a protein of 497 amino acids. The record is from RefSeq and is a predicted model, not a curated record. The transcript has a single exon.
AUGGUGUUCACCAUGCCUACCGAAUUUUCCUUCGCGAAUAUGGACGAGGACUCUGCGAAAAAAGCUCUGUCUGUCAUAGCAUCCUUCUUUUAUAUUCAGGAAGGCGGAGUGCAGUGGUUGAACGAUAAUCUUAGCCAAUUUGGUUGCACAGCCGAUGGUUUAGUUAACGAAGCCUUAGUUGAUCCGGAGCUAACACAACAUCAAGUCUGCCAAGAUCUCCACCACGCAUAUCGUCUUCACAUCAAUCCGAAUGACGAAGAUGUUUCUGCAUACGAGACACCAGCCCCUACGACUGGUGGCAAAGGCAAGAGUGCGCGCCCGUUUGAUAAGCCCUUUGCUUAUGCAGCAAUACACCCUCAAUUCCUUGUAGAGCAAGCGCUCAAAGCUCGACUUGCAAAACUUGACGAAGUGCCUGUCGAAAAACAACCCUGUGGAGAGACUGCCGAGCUGGAGGCUUCUCAGCAAGAAUCUCCUGUUACCGAUCAACUUGUCAACCAGCUUGAGUACGAGUCUUCAGAUGCCGACUACUCUGAAUACCAAUCCGAGCCAGAGGAUUUCGUUAGAGGCACAUCCAAUAUUUCCGAUGACGAUUAUUUAGACGAUGAAGAUUAUGUCGAGAAGUCAGUUACCAACUUCGAUGGACUAUCCUACGAACAACAGCUCACUCUUACCAUCGAAGCCUCUCUGAAAGAGCACUCAUCACAGAAGUAUAACGGCGAAUCUUCUGGUACAAGCAAUCAAAUUACACCACCACCUUCUCAGCAAAAGACAACUGUACCAGCGAACUAUUCUGGUGGGAAAACCAUCUUAUGUCCAGGCCAAUCUUCCAGUGGAAAACACAUCUUGCCCGCAUCGCCACAAACUACUUCGUGUCCAUCUUCCCUUAAUAGAAAGCGAGAACACGAUGAUGACGAGUCUCAUGAUAAUGAAGAUUAUAUUAAGUCCAGUCAUCGGCCAACCAAGAAGCGCACGAAGUCUGUCACUAAGCCAUCUGUUCACACACCGGCUUCUUCAUCUGCCUCAGCUACUAGUGAUUUAAUUUAUUCUCCCCCAGUCACUACAUCUGGCUCCGCUUCUUCUACUUUGAGCUGUCGCAAAGCAUCCUCCAAGCCUCGCAGAACACCCCGAUCUUCUCGCAAAAGUGGUACUGCCAGUAAACCCCGUCGCGCCGCCUGGACCGAUGACGAAACAUUCAAGCUCUACGAAUGUCUUGUCAAACGUCGAGAAGUUGAAGCUAAGCACCCUGAUCUUGUUAAACUCUACGAUGCUCCUCUCUGGAAGCACAUCUCGGAAGAACUUGCUUCUGUCCAUGGCAUUCAUCGAGCACCUGGUGGUUGCAAAUCUAAUUGGAAUCGAAAUGGACGAGAGUUCUUUGAUUUUGAUGAACGAUCGACUUUGAAACGCUCGAAGUCUCUGGCUACCAGUGUUCAGGUUCCAAAGAAGGACAGAAAGGGAAAGAAGCCUGUUGCCGUUGAUGAGGUUGAUGAUGAAUAG